Molecule: messenger RNA, 1154 nt
Organism: Herpailurus yagouaroundi (jaguarundi)
Lineage: Eukaryota; Metazoa; Chordata; Mammalia; Carnivora; Felidae
Product: odorant-binding protein-like
Exons: 7
Coding region: 290-892 (200 amino acids)
Molecular function (GO): small molecule binding; odorant binding
Source: RefSeq, a predicted model, not a curated record
CACGCACAUCUGAUUCCAAUAGAUAUACCUGUCAGUUUUCAUUAACUUUUUAAAGAGUACCCUAGGGUCUUUUUCUCUCAGUUUUCAAAUUUCUGUGUCCGUCUGUGUUUAGUAGACUUUCCCUUUGGACGCCCACCCUGCAAUCAGGUUCACUGAAACGCAAGGCACGUGUAGUGGUAGGUAUCCAUGUGAAGGCAUAAUUCAGUGAAUUUGGACCUAUGUGUACAUCUACUGCACCCAAAGAUGCAUACAUUUCCCUCACCCCAGGUAGCUACAGGCAACACCUGACAUGCCGUGUUUUCCUUCCCUCUUCCAGAACUUCACACGCAUUAAACUUCACACGCUGAAAUCAAACACGAUGCAUCUCAUUCUGCUGUCUUCACUCUGCAUGAGGUUUGGAACGUAUAUCCACGUGUCUCCGUAUGCAAACAGUCACUCGUGUCAUUGCCAAUCAAAGUUCCUCGUGGCGAACGGACGGUGCACAGAAAAGUCUGCCGUGGGAACCAUUGGGCGUGACAAGUUUAUCAAUAUUGGUUAUAUGAAUCAAAAUAUUUUCAGUCUUUUUUCUGAUACCUCAACUUCUAUCACAAUCAACGCGAACAGCAAAAGAAACACCACAAAAGGGUUUGUAUUGCCUGAUACGAAUGGAAAUAUUUUCCAUAUUGGGUAUGACAGCCUCGGUUCUCUCAUAAUACGUACUGCCAACGUGGACAGAGCAGGACACACCACACAAGUGUUUGCAUUGCUUGGCAAAAGACUUCACCCUGAUGACAACGACUUUGCAAAGUUCAGGGAGUUAAUGAGACGAAACAAUAUUCCUGAAGAAAAUCUUAUAGAUAUGAGCAAAACUGAGAAGUGUCCUAAAAAUGAGAGGGGCACCAACCCGUCCUGAACACUCUGCAUCACUGAGAACCAGGAACACGGUCUUCCCCAUGCAAUCAGGAUCAACAGCAUGAAGAGUAUGUUCCUUCUUUCUGCUUCACAUCAUUUUCUCUAUUCAUACACAUGUUUGCCUUUCCCAUCUCGUCUCUGUCCGUCACCGUUCAGGUCCUGUUUGGUGUUACAGGAUUUCUCUGUCCAUCACCAUUCAGGUCCUGUUUGGUGUCACAGGAUUUCUGAAUGAUUAAAUAAAUUGAUUACACGUGUACCCUGUA